GGAAACAUUGAAGAGCGUCUUCGACAAUUAGAGUCACAGUUGGAGGAGAAGAACCAGGAGCUGAGCCGAGCUCGUCAAAGGGAGAAAAUGAAUGAGGAACACAACAGGCGUCUCUCAGAUACAGUGGACCGCCUGCUCACUGAAUCUAAUGAACGCCUGCAGCUCCACUUGAAAGAACGAAUGGCUGCCCUGGAGGAUAAGAAUGCACUCAUCCAGGAUCUGGAGAAUUCACAGAAGCAGUUGGAAGAGUUCCACCACAGCAAGGAGAGACUGAUAGGAGAAAUUGAAAAGCUUCGCACAGAGCUUGAUCAUCUAAAGAGAAGGAGUGGAGCUUUUGGAGAUGGAACACACCCUCGGUCUCAUUUGGGCAGUGCCACAGACCUGCGUUUUUCUGUGGUGGAGGGACAGGGGGAGCACUUUGCCACUACUGGAGUCAUUCGGCGAGCACAAAAAGGAAGACUGGUAGCACUCAGGGACGAGCCCACAAAGAUUCUACCGGUGGUUGAGCAGGACUGGGAGCGAUUACAGCCUUCUAGCCUUCGAGGCAGCCGCUCACACCUGAUGGGCAGCGACACAGAGCUCUCGGAGCUGGAUGAUGAUGACCGUGAGACCGUGUUCAGCUCAGGGGACAUGCUGUCUCCCAGUGGUCACUCAGAUGCUCAGACACUUGCCCUCAUGUUACAGGAGCAGUUGGAUGCCAUCAAUGAGGAGAUCAGGAUGAUCCAGGUAGAGCGAGAAUCAGCCGAGCUACGGGCAGACGAGAUCGAGAGCCGUGUGAACAGUGGUAGCAUGGAUGGGCUGAAUGUGACGCUGCGCCCACGGUCCACUAUCCCCACCUCAGUCACUGCUCUCUCCCUCGCUAGCUCUUCACCUCCCGUCAGCGGCCGCUCCACUCCAAAGAUGGCAUCUCGCUCCACUGCCCAUGAGCUUGGUGUCAUGACCCUGCCUAGUGAUUUACGAAAACACCGCAGGAAAGUCACUUCUCCAGUGGAAGCUCGUGAGGAUAAAGCCACUAUAAAGUGCGAGAUGUCGCCCCCUUCCUCCCCUCGUAGUCUCAAACUCGAUCAGAUAAACUUCGCUCAGCUGACUGGAAGCCUCGAGGAUGGCCGAGGUGGCAACAAAAAGAAGGGAAUCAAGUCCUCCAUUGGCCGCUUGUUUGGCAAGAAGGAUAAGCCCCAAACAAUGAGCAAAGACGGCCAGGUGACCCCACUUGUAAUUCCAGAUUUUGAGAUGAGCAUUGGAGAUACUAUGACCCUGGGCAAGCAGGCUGAGAGAGACCGCAGGAUGAAGAAGAAGCACGAGCUUUUGGAAGAUGCACGGAGGAAAGGCCUUCCGUUUGCUCAGUGGGAUGGCCCGACGGUGGUCUCUUGGCUUGAGCUGUGGGUUGGCAUGCCAGCGUGGUACGUAGCGGCUUGCCGUGCUAAUGUGAAGAGCGGUGCCAUCAUGUCUGCGCUGUCCGACACAGAGAUCCAGAGGGAGAUCGGCAUCAGCAACCCACUGCACAGGCUCAAGCUCAGGCUGGCCAUCCAGGAGAUGGUGUCACUCACCAGUCCCUCAGCCCCACUCACCUCACGCACCUCCUCCGGAAAUGUCUGGGUGACUCACGAGGAGAUGGAGAACAUGGCAACCUCCACCAAAGCAGAGAACGAGGAAGGGAGCUGGGCACAGACCCUGGCAUAUGGAGACAUGAACCACGAAUGGAUAGGUAACGAGUGGCUGCCUAGUCUGGGCCUACCUCAGUAUCGCAGCUACUUCAUGGAGUGUCUGGUGGAUGCUCGCAUGCUAGACCACCUCACCAAGAAGGACUUGCGCACACACUUAAAAAUGGUGGACAGCUUUCAUAGAGCCAGUUUACAGUACGGUAUCAUGUGCUUAAAGCGGCUCAACUACGAUAGGAAGGAGCUGGACCGAAGGAGAGAGGAGUGCCACCAUGAUCUCAAAGACACUCUGGUGUGGACAAAUGAGCAUGUGAUGAACUGGGUGCAGACCAUUGGGCUAAAGGAAUACAGCAAUAACCUUCAGGAGAGCGGAGUACAUGGUUCCCUCAUCGCCUUGGACGAGAUGUUUGACUUCAGCAGCCUGGCCCUCAUCCUGCAGAUUCCAAUGCAGAACACACAGGCCAGGCAGAUCCUUGAACGGGAGUUCAACAAUCUGUUGGCAUUGGGGACUGACAGGCGCCUGGAGGAGUGUGAUGAUAAGUCUUUUCGGAGAUCCCCAUCAUGGAGGAAACGUUUCAGACCACGGGAUGGCCAAGGCCUGGGUAUGAUGCCUGGUUCCAUUGAGACGCUACCCGCUGGCUUCCGCCUCUCCACCAUGUCCAUUCCCUCCUCCAUGAGUAUGAAUCCCAAGAAACAGCUGCAGCCUGAAGCUGGACCCCAAGCCCCUCAGAGACUUGAUCCCUCUGCCAUCAGGACUUACUCUUGCUAACUCUGCUUUACUAACAACACUCAUGUUAUCAGGUAAGCAGCUCUGGGAAGCUUUACCACAACCAUAUGUGCGCCAAUCAGGGAUGGCUUAGGCCUAUAUUACCCUAAGGAAUAGUGGUUCUAGCUUUCUUAAGAAGUUUAUCUGAAGAGGAAAGUGUUUGUUGUACAGCACCUUUGAAGGUUGGACCUUUGACAGUUCCUUGAGAGAACAGGUUCCCAAUCCUGGUUUUAAUGAUUUUCUUGCUUCUAAUACAUCUGUCCUAUCUUCUACAGCACUUCAUUUCUAUCCCAACUAACUAAUGCCAAACAGGGUCAAUUAAUAUAUAUAUUACUUUUUUUUUUCUUUUUUUU
Ictalurus furcatus (blue catfish) is the source of this 2777-nucleotide messenger RNA. RefSeq names its product PTPRF interacting protein alpha 4 (gene ppfia4). Gene Ontology annotation, molecular function: protein binding. Gene Ontology annotation, cellular component: presynaptic active zone. Gene Ontology annotation, biological process: synapse organization. The record is from RefSeq and is a predicted model, not a curated record. NCBI's taxonomy places the organism in Eukaryota, Metazoa, Chordata, Actinopteri, Siluriformes, Ictaluridae. The coding region runs from base 88 to 2427 and encodes 779 amino acids. The transcript has 21 exons.